Messenger RNA from Darwinula stevensoni, 733 nucleotides. The record is from the annotation of a GenBank genome assembly. NCBI's taxonomy places the organism in Eukaryota, Metazoa, Arthropoda, Ostracoda, Podocopida, Darwinulidae.
UGGUAAAGGGACACAGGCUGAAAAAUUAGCUGAAAAAUUCGAAUUAAUGCAUGUAUCAACAGGUGAUUUAUUUCGAUAUAAUUUAGGAAAUAAUACAGAAUUAGGAAUUUUAGCCAAAUCUUUUAUGGAUAAAGGUCAAUUGGUCCCCGAUGAAGUAACUUCCGAUAUGUUAAAAGAUCAUUUAUUAAAAAAUAAAGAUCAAAAGGGUUUUAUUUUAGAUGGUUAUCCAAGAACAAUUAAACAGGCUGAAACAUUAGAUUUAAUGUUGAAAGAGUUAUUUAAUGCAGAAGUAACUACAACUUUAUCAUUAGUUGUUGAGGAUAACAUAUUAAUAAAUAGAUUAUUAGAAAGAGGAAAAACAAGCGGGCGGAGUGAUGACUCAAACAAAGACGUAAUCGAGAGUAGAUUAAAAGAAUAUUACAAACAAACUCAGCCAGUUUCUGAUUAUUAUAAAGCAAAUAAUAAAUUAGUAGAAAUAAACGGGGUGGGGGCAAAAGUUUCUCCUGAUUUAUCAUUAGCGAAAAUUUAUAUAAGUGUUUUCCCAAAAGAAAAUAGGCAAGUUGUUUUUAAAGAUAUUGAAAAAUCAAAACCACAGAUUCGAUUAGAAAUAGGAAAUAGUUUAAAAAAUCAAUUAAGAAUAAUCCCAGAUUUAAGGUUCUAUUUAGAUGAAUCUAUUGAUAAUGUUGAGCUAAUAGAAAAAGAACUUAAAGGAGAAGGAAACAAUCCGAAAUUA